GAAAAGUGAAAGUGAAUGCAUUAUCGGACAUAAAUUAUUAUGUUUUUUUUAACUAAGGAGAUUCAUCAAAUUGAAGAGAUUUUUUCAGAUUUUUUCAGAUUGUUGUGGUUAAUACAUAUCGUGGCAGAAAUAAUCCGCUGACGAUAGUACAGAAAGAGGCACUAACUACGCUGAGUACCGUAUAGAACUAAGUCAACGCAAAUCGAACGACAAAGAAUGCUCAGAUGGUCUUGCAUGCCUCUCCCAUGUCUUGAACCCUUGAUCUGUAAAUUUUGCUAGUCCAUCUCAUAUAGAAAAAGUAGAAUAACCAACUUUACAUUUUGCUCUAUCGAUAUAGCAGUGUUGAGGUCUAAGAAACCAGACAUCUUCUGAAAUAAAUCUUGAAUGCUCGAAAGUAUCUACGCGGAGACGCGUUUUUUGUGGGCUCAUCGGAUUAAAGGUACUGUCCUUUUCUUGUCGAAGCCCAGUAACAUAACUACGUAAUCUCUUUGAAAAUUUCGUAGAAACCCUCAACUUUCCUCUGAGGUCCACCACUUCCUCCCAUGAAAGCUUUUGAUACUGUGCUUAAGGAAUGGCUUGGUUCCAAACCGUCACAUACACGCGGCACACUGGAACAAGGCUACAUGAGCCUCUAGUAUUUUAUUGCAGGCAUUGUUAUGCAGAUAUGUAACAUAUCCGUGGGUAUGCAUUUCUAUAGGUAGUUGCAGCUGUGAAGUGAUAUGAAUUAAGCUUUCUGCAAUUCAAAUGCAAUGGAGAUUAAGAUUGAUAGGUUGAGUGACUUGCCUGACAAUUUAUUGUGCUGCAAUAUUCUUUCUCGUCUCUCACUGAAAGAUGCCAUUCGCACUUCUCUUCUGUCUCACAGAUGGAAAUCCCUCUGGAGAAACAUUCCCCACAUCGAUUUUUCUCUGUCUUUUUUCGAUUCACUCAUAAGGCUUACAUGCCGCCUUGCAGAAACGGCAGAAAUGAAAUCCUCUGUUAAGUACAUAGAAAAUGUGAUGAACAAUAUCCUUUCGCUUCACUCUACCCCUCUUGAGAGUGUGCGGUUUGAUCUUUCCUUCCAGGGAGGGCAGAAUCGAUUAGGGGGAAAAAUACUCAGCAAUGUGAGCAUUGACCAAUGCAUAAAAGGGGCAGCUGUGAAGGGAGCGAAAAGAGUUUCUCUUUAUUACAGGGGAAUGUGCAGAAGGCAAGUGCCAUCUUCUCUUUUUGCCUGUGAGCUUUUAAGGGUUUUGGAAAUGGAGGGUUUCUGGAUUACAGAAAUACCCAGUGAUUUUAGAGGUUUCCUGUUUUUAAAGGCUUGUUCUCUUUUGGAUGUUGGUGAUUUGACUGAUGCGAGACUGCAGCAGCUCAUAGCAUUGUGCCCACAUCUUGAGAAGUUGGUGAUCAAGCGCUGUGCUGGCUUGUUUAAUUUGUUAAUCUGCGCACCCAAUCUCAUUUACUUGAACUUAGGAACUUCUUCUAUAGAAAACUUUACAGCAGAUUGUCCCCAGUUGGUUGAGCUCAAAAUAAAGGAUUGUUUCAUGUUGUGUAAAUUUGAGCUUAAUUCCUCCCCUUUUCUGCAAGAAAUGGAGCCAUCAGAUAUUUCAUCACUUGAAGAGAUUCCGGCUUUGAAAUCCCUGAAAAAAUUAUCCCUUAGAAUAGGAUUAGAUACUCCGUUUGGAGUACUCAUCAGCACAUUUCCAGACCUUGAAGAGCUGAAAAUCACAGACAUUCUCAUCCAGGACAUGGUAGCAGGGGAAGUUGUAUCAGACACGGCAUUCCCCAAACUGAAGAAAGUAGAUGUACAUAUUUCAUCAGACAUAUGGGGUCAGAAGGAAGUAGGUUUGUUGGAUUUCCUUCUUAGCAAUGCUCCCAAGUUAAAUUCCAUGGUUCUCUGUCACGCUCCAGUUGGAACAACAUUAUUUACUGAUCCAGAGUUCAUGAGUCAGUUUAUGAGUCAGAUUUAGGAUAUGGAAUACCCAUUUGUAAAAAUGAAAUUUCAUCAUGUUGAAGACAGUAGAAAAGUGUGGUAAGAACCAGUAAAUAUUCCACCUGUUAUAGAAGCAGUACUAGAUGAUACAGUAAGGAAACAUACGUAAAUUUGCAGCUUCUUUUAAUGGUACUACUCUACUAGGCUUCUAAGAAGGGCACUCGUACAGCACUAGCAGUGAUAAAUUUCGACUUUAUAUGGUCUAAAUUUUGAUUCAGACGGUUUUUCAAUAGUUGGUAGGAUAUGUUAUGAUCUUCGUCUCUUUAUACAGUUUUGAAAUAUACUGAAGAAUAUACAAGUGGUAGCGUUUCAUACA
Cryptomeria japonica (Japanese cedar) is the source of this 2282-nucleotide messenger RNA. RefSeq names its product F-box/FBD/LRR-repeat protein At5g56420-like. Bases 750 to 1943 code for a protein of 397 amino acids. The transcript has 2 exons. The record is from RefSeq and is a predicted model, not a curated record. NCBI's taxonomy places the organism in Eukaryota, Viridiplantae, Streptophyta, Pinopsida, Cupressales, Cupressaceae. Gene Ontology annotation, molecular function: protein binding.